Penaeus indicus is the source of this 996-nucleotide messenger RNA. RefSeq lists its product as uncharacterized. The coding region runs from base 1 to 996 and encodes 331 amino acids. The record is from RefSeq and is a predicted model, not a curated record. The transcript is spliced from 2 exons. NCBI's taxonomy places the organism in Eukaryota, Metazoa, Arthropoda, Malacostraca, Decapoda, Penaeidae.
AUGGGGACACCUUUUGAGAUACUGCAACUUCCUGACAUAUUUCUCAGUGAGCUGAAAAUCAUCUGGCCCGAACUUGUCCUCUUUUAUGGAAAGCCUCGACAUCCACAGAGCCAAGGAUCCGUGGUUGCAUGGAUUGGAUACAACACCACGGAUUGGAGCAUUGGAAUCAAGUUUGUCCAGUUCCAGAAGAAUUCCAGCUUGCAUGCAGGUAUUCGCAGAUCACCCUAUGCAGCCAUGUUUGGAUGUGAGGCCAAAGUGGUCCUGAUAUCGUCCUCGCUGCCUGAUGAGGUAAUUCAAAGGAUGCAGUGUGAGGAUGGUCUUUUAGCUGUACUCACCACCGAUCAAAACAGAGAGGAACCAGGUCCUGUUCCCAGUGCUGAAUCAGCCGAAGUUCACUUUGAUAUGGAACUUGCAUCACCCGAAGACGAUUUGAGCCCCAAAGAGAAUAUCACUGCCCAGAGAAAAGGUGCCCAUAUGAGUCAACUUCCCCAGGCUGAACACAUGGUCAAACGGAGUCGAAUUGACCUUACAGCCGACGAACCACUUGAUAAUGCUGCUGUCCCUAUUCCACUGGUAGAUAAGGGGCGAUGUGAUCCUCGGAACAUUCUCGGUGUCGUCUUGGAACGUGACCAAAAUGACAUGUACACCAUUGGAGUCAAGGCAGGAGUUCUGAAGGCCAAGCUGUCACGCAACCAGUUUGACUUAUGCCCUCAGCGCCUUCUGGGAGAGGACUCCAUCAAUCGCGACAGGGUGGUAUCUCUGCGAGAAGCUGUUACCUUUGAAUCGAACUGUGGGGGACAGGGUUUUGUCAAAAGCAACUGCCCAGGACCCAAAAAGUGUCGAACAAACAGAUGCAAGUGCUUUAAAAACAAAGUUAAAUGUAACACGGUGGAGACCCCAAACUCUACGGGAUCUCCUCUUCGCAUUUCAAGUGAGUUCGGCGUGAGAUGCUCAGAGCUGGUCUUCUCCAACGGCAGUAUUCCUGUUCGCCGCUAG